UCAGCACUAGAAGAAGUAAAUUAGGCAGAGAAUUUGAGAAUGAAAAUCUCAAGAUGGUACGCUACUCUCCAGUUAAUUGUAAUUUACUUUGUCUGUUCCGAGUGCAAUUUGGUUGAGUUUUACCGUUGGAAACAGGUCACUUACGAAGGUCUGCCGUCAGAUAAAGUCGAUGGAAAUUCUUCCAACUCAUUUUUAAAUGUUUACAACAUUGUACCCAGAGGUGUGACACACUACAACGGAAGACUUUUCAUAACUGUUCCAAGAACUGCCCCUGGAAUCCCGUCAACUCUAAAUUAUGUUCCGGAUGAUUUGCCUAUAGGAAGUAGUCCCGCCCUACGUCCAUAUCCGGAUCUUAAAACUAAUGAAUUACAUUUAGAACACAGAGCGGACGAAAAUCGAAUUGUUUCGGUUUUCCGAACUCGAGUCGAUGAUUGCGGCCGAUUGUGGUUCGUCGAUACUGGUCAUAUACAGGAAACCGGACAACCAAUGAAACAGAUCCAACAGCCAUCAGUGUGGGUGAUCGAUUUAAAUACAGACAAAGUGGUUCGUCGUUUUGAAAUUCCGACUUCUGUAAGCGAGAUUGGACGCGGAAAGAUCAGUUUGAAGGUUGACGUUGACAAGAGCAAUUGCGACAGAGCGUUCGCGUACAUUCCAGACCUUUUCCAACAAAGGUUGUAUGUUUACAGCCUCGAGUCCAACCGUAUGUGGACUUUCACUCACCCUUAUCUGGACUAUGAGCUGGAAUUGACGAAAUACAAUGUCACUGGUUUCCAGUUCCAGUGGAAAGAUGCUGUGUUUAGUAUCACAUUGGGAAGAAGAGGCGCUGAUGGAUACCGUCAGGCAUAUUUCCAUCCCAUGGCAUCCAAUUCUGAAUUUGCCGUCAGCACUAAAGUGCUCCAAAAUGAAACUGCGUCCACAAACAUCGAUUUUCAUCUAUCAGAUUUUGUGGUAAGGAACCGUCCACCAUAUGGGCGCCACAUAUUUUACGUAACCACUUUACGACUGGUUGCAAGUCAAGUAGGACUUCAUACAUUGCCAACUGUUUUUGGAGUCUUUAUUUCUAGUUAAUCAACCGUCACCGUCACCUAGUCUGCCGUAGAGCGUUUUACAGUCUCAAAAAGAAAAAGCGACAGAAAAAACCUUUGCUCACUUUUCUUUCCAAGCAUACGGUAGGUUAUUUGUUUACCGAAGGGUGAAAAUAGCAAAUUCCGACAAGAGCGAUGGUUACGAGAAAAGUUCUAUUUUUUCCACACAGGAGAGAAAGUGCUGCAAUUUUCUCACUAGAAUAGUACAUUGAAUGACAAGGGGCGAAAGUAAAAAAAUUCAAC
Molecule: messenger RNA, 1328 nt
Organism: Bradysia coprophila
Lineage: Eukaryota; Metazoa; Arthropoda; Insecta; Diptera; Sciaridae
Product: L-dopachrome tautomerase yellow-f-like
Cellular component (GO): extracellular region
Source: RefSeq, a predicted model, not a curated record